UGCACAACAUUUGGGGUGCCAUUGUGUGUCCCCGCCAUAUUGUCGUCCUGUGUCUUUGGCCGAGGCCCCCAGAUCUCUCCCCUCGGUAUCUGUGUCCUCUUCACUGACUGCAGGAGUCUCCGGAGGGCAUCAGGACUCCCGGUCUCUGGAAAUGGAGUCAGUGACCUUUGAGGAUGUGGCUGUGAACUUCACCCUGGAGGAGUGGACAAUGCUGGAUCCAUCCCAGAAGAACCUCUACAAAGAUGUGAUGCAGGAAACCUUGAGGAACCUGGCUUCUAUAGGAAACAAAUGGGAACACCAAAACAUUGACAAUGAGUAUGAAAAUCUCUGGAGAAAGCUAAGUAGCCAGUUGUUGGAGAGACUCUGUAAAUAUACAGAAGGUCACCAGUAUGCAGAGAUCAUUAACUGGACUCCAGAGAGUGUUGUGGACCAGAAAUCAUGUCCAGGAGUUCCCACAUACGAAAGCCAUGUGUAUGGAGAAGUGGUAAUUGGCCAUUUGUCUCUAAAUGUCCCUCCUCAUCCUCACCCUGGACACAAACCAUAUGACACUCAGGAAUAUGGAAAAGAAUUGAAUAAACAUAAGGAACCUGAGAACGCCUCCCAUCCUUCCACAGCCUUCCAGAAGAAUAAAAGAAUUCCCACUAGGGAGAAAUCUGAAACUAGACAGGGUAAUGAAGAUGUUAAAUAUCUCAUGUCCCGUCAAAAUGACGAAAAGACUUCUACUGGGGAAAAACAGUAUGAAUGUAAGCAAUGUGGGAAAGUGUUUACUUCUUCCAGCUCUUUUAGAAGGCAUGAAGAAUACCACAGCCGAGAAAAAUCUUACGUUUGUAAGCAGUGUGGUAAAGCCUUCCCUUUUCCUAGUUCCCUACAAAUACAUGAAAGAAUUCACACUGGUGAGAAGCCCUAUAUGUGUAAACAGUGUGGGAAAACCUUUGCCCGUUCGAGUUCCCUUCUGACACACGAAAGAAUUCACACUGGAGAAAAGCCCUAUGUGUGCAAGCUGUGUGGGAAAGCCUUCACUGACCGUAGUUCACUUCGGUUCCACGAGAUGAUGCACAGUGGAGAGAAGCCGUACAAGUGCACGAAAUGUGGUAAGGCUUUUGCUUCUUCGGGUGCCUUUCGCAAACAUGAACGGACUCACACAGGAGAGCAGCUCUUUGUGUGUUUGCAGUGUGAGAAAGUUUUCAGUUGUGAAAGUGCUUUUCGAACACAUAAAAUAAUCCAUUCUGGAGAAUGUGUAUGUAAGCAAUGUGGUAAAGCAUUUACUAGUCACAGUUCGGUUAAAUACCAUGAACUGAUGCAUAGUGGGGAGAAACCCUAUGUGUGUAAGCAGUGUGGAAAAACCUUUAGGUCUCCUAAGCAAGUUCAAAUUCAUAAACGAACUCACACUGGAGAAAAACCUUAUGUGUGCAAGGAAUGUGGGAAAGCUUUUACUUUUCUUGGUUCCCUUCAGUACCAUGAAUUGAUUCAUACUGGAGAGAAGCCCUAUCUAUGUAAACAGUGUGGGAAAGCCUUUAGGUCUUCUCGUCAGGUUCAGAUCCAUGAACGAACUCACACCGGAGAGAAACCGUAUGUAUGUAAGCAAUGUGGCAAAGCCUUCUUUUCCCUGUAUCACUUAAGAAGGCAUGAAGUAAUUCACAGUGGCAUGAACCCCUAUGUUUGUAAGCAGUGCGGGAAAGCCUUCAGUUGGUUCAGUACCUUUCACAGUCAUAAGCAGACUCAUACUGGAGAAAAGCCCUAUUUAUGCAAGCAAUGUGGGAAAGCCUUCUGUAGUCGCAUAUCGUGGAGGAGACACGAGAAAGCUCACACGACAGUGAAGCCUUACGCGUGUGUGCAAUGUGGAAAAGCCUUCCGUUCUCCCAGUUACCUCAAGAUCCAUGAAAGAAUCCACACUGGAGAGAAGCCCUUUAUAUGUUCACAAUGUGGGAAACCCUUCCGCUCUUUUCGUUAUGUCAAGUCACAUGAAAGAAGCCACACUGGAGAGAAACCCUUCGUCUGUACGGAAUGCGGGAAAGCCUUCAGUUAUUAUAGUUCUUUCCACAGACACAGAAGAACUCACCAGACAGUACCCUUGAAUACAGAACUUGAGAAGUCUUCAUAACAUGGGACUGCAUUCAGAGAGAACUAUAAAGGUUAAGCAUGUGGAACACCUUUUGGUCUUAUUCUUAUUUGGAUUAAGAAAGAAUGUUUGGCCCAGACGUGGUGUACCAUACCUUUAAUCCCUAAACUUGAGAGGCAGAGUCAGGGAAUCUCAGAGUUCAAGGCCAACCUGAUCUACCUACUGAUUUCCCAGCUACCCAAGGCUACAUAAUAAGACUAUUUCAGAGAGAGAGAGAGAGAGAGAGAGAAAAGAAAAGUAUGUUUGACUAGAAAAGAUGUCCAAUAGCUUCCCCAGUGAGAAUCUUUCCUUGUCAAAGCACGAGAAACUCAAAUAGUGGUACCAUCCUAUGAAAACUUCUCAUAUGUUAAUUUCCAUAAAUGUGAAUAAUGUGAAGAACUGGAUACAAAUUUUUGUUUUUGAAAAUCCAAAAGCUGAAGAAAACUUUGUAAAGAUAUUGUACUUACUGAAAUUUAUUAGGGAUUUGUUUCUGUCUUUCAGAAAUAGUCUUACCAUGUAACCCUGGCUAGUCUUGAUCAAAUUAUCUUCCUGUUUUAAUCUCUAGAAUGUUUGGGCGAAAGAUGUCUGCUUCCACAUCCAGCAUCCGUAGUUCAUUCUUGCUUUGUUUUGGUUUUUCGAGAAAGGGUUUCUCAGUGCAGCAGCCCUGUCUGUCCUGGAACUAGCUCUGUAGACGAGGCUGGCCUCGAACUCACAGAGAUCUGCCUGCUUCUGCCUCCCAAGUGUUAGGAUUAAAGGCGUGCACCAACACUGCCCAACUCAGUAUUUCAUUCUUAAAAGAACCUUUCUGAUCUCCAUGCUUUACAUUUUUGCUUUAGAAAAAUUGUCUUUUUAAAUUAAUUUGAAAGAUUAUCUGUAUAUGCAUGUGUCUGUGUGUGAAUUUGUGCCCAUUCAUGUAGUGCCUGCAGAGACUGGAAGGAGGUGUCAGAUCCCCUGGGGCUGGAAUUAUAGGCAAUCAUGAGCACCAUGUGGUUGCUGGAAACUGAAUCCAGUCCUCUGCAAGACUGUUACACAUCCUAACCACUGGGCCAUUUCUCUAGCCCCUGGGAAAUUAUCUUUAAACUGAGUAUGUGAGGUAGAAGAUUGCUUGAGUAUAGGAGAUGGAAACUAAAAUUUCAAAAAAAAAAAGGAAAAAGGUACAUUAUCUUUACAUUAAUUUAGUAAGGUUUCUUAAAGCAAUGGUGCAUACAAGUUUAAUGGGUGAAUCAUUUUGCGUUGAAUCAAGUAGUUUUUCUUUUAAUCUCUGAACAUUGAUGAGUUGAUAGUUACCUGAAACGCCAGAAGGCAUAACGAAAAAGCCUUGCUUUCACGUUCUCGAGAUUAAUGCAUCAUGGAAAAAUGACUUUUUGUGACUAUUGAGAUUUUUCCCUCUUAAUUCAUAGGGCAAGUUCUUACCAAUUUUGUAGACUGUCAUUCUCUUCCAUGAACAAAACCCACUUUUAUAUAUUUUUAUUGUUGUUAACUUUCUCUCUACCUGAUUUUUUUCCCCCUAACAUUUCUUGUCUCUAUGUCCUUUAAACUAUUUUCAAGCCAUUUGUAGGUUAACAAGUGUUAAUUCUUAGUCGACUGGGAAGGUGGGUGUAAAUGUCUCUCUGUAAUUGUAGAUCCUAGUAUAUUUGCAGGCGUUCCUAGUUUUGUCGUGUCACCAGCCAUUUCAAUUGUACAUAUAUAAAUAAUUUUUUUUCUUGUGUAAAUGUUGUUUUGAUGCUUAUAUUGUAUCGUUGAUUUUUUUUUUAUUGUAAUUUCUCCUUCAGUCAUUAUACUAAGAGGUAUGUUGGUAUCAGUGGCCCCUUCCAAAGACUAUGAGUACCAUGUAAUAAAUUGUACUAAAUUUGUUCAUACACAGUAAGCAAGUAUGUCUCACCAGUAAGAACUUUCCGUAGACCUUCUGGCAGGAUUGGUGUUUAGCUUCCAGGGAUUUAUGGGGUUGGCUAGAUCAUAGUUAGGUGCCUCUGUGUUGAAUGUAAUGAGAUUUGAGUAUAAUUCUAUAUUUGGUGAGCAUAGAAAUUGUUCCAGAAAUUUGAAUUCAUGAGAAUUACUACUCAUAUUAGUGAAGUGAAGGGGCUUUGUUCAUUUUCACGAUUCAGGAUGUUUUGUACUUUGUUGGUUUUCUUUUAUCACAGUUAUUAAGGAGCAGUGCCCUGUGGUGUGAGCAUGGGACACUUGCCUUCACAGCGGCAGGUUUGUCUUUGCUCUGGUCCAGUUUUUACUUUCCUGAGUUACUAUACCAACAUAACAGUAUUUCCUCCAAUUACUGGUCUUCACAAAUACAGAUGUUCCCAACUACCCAUUUGAUUAUAGGAAGGGGUAAACAUAGCAAGCAGUAAUACUCAACCUAGCGAACACUGAACCUUAGACUAGUCAUUUUCAGGAUGUUUACAUUAGGUCCAGAUUGGUAAAAGUAAUUUCUUCUGCAUAUUAUUUUUUCCUCUAAAUUAAAAAAAUGGCAUGUAUUAUUAUGCAAA
Messenger RNA from Microtus ochrogaster (prairie vole), 4581 nucleotides. NCBI's taxonomy places the organism in Eukaryota, Metazoa, Chordata, Mammalia, Rodentia, Cricetidae. The record is from RefSeq and is a predicted model, not a curated record.